This is a messenger RNA of Linum trigynum, 4065 nucleotides long. The record is from the annotation of a GenBank genome assembly. NCBI's taxonomy places the organism in Eukaryota, Viridiplantae, Streptophyta, Magnoliopsida, Malpighiales, Linaceae.
GUUGAAAAAACAUGAUCAUUUACUUGCAAUUUUACGUAAACGACAAGGUUUAGUAGGCUUCGCUGUCACUCAUGUCACAUGUGGCAUGUGGGUUGCUGAUGUUCCUGGGUUAUCAAAUAAAAUUCUAAGUAAUCGACAAGAUAAUCAGCUACCACAUUACCCUCGCGAUAAAAUAGUAAAUAAGUAGACUCUCAAUAAGUGAGUAACAAAAAGUCAAAAACUGGAUACCCUUCUCCCUCGUAAAAGAAACGUUUCGUUGUAUUGUCUAUUCUCGUUUUGGUCGCAACAAGUCGUCGGCUCGUCGCAAAGCCAAGAGAGCAACAAAAAGAAAAUCCCAACCUCGUAGCUUCGCUCUCUUCUUUCUUUCCAUCCCCUUCAUCCAUCAAGGAAUCGCCAGAAAGAAUCUCGUCUUCUGAAACUCCCCUGAGGUACUACUACUCACCUAAUCUCUUUCGAUUCUUCCUUCUAACUCGCUUUCUCCCGAUGCUCUCAGCUUUUGAAUUUAUCCCUCCUUUAUGAUUACUCGAAGUUACAAUCAAACAAUUGCUCGCAAUUUGAGAUGCUUUUGGCUUGAAUCGUUCAUCGCAUCUGUAUCGCCUGGAACCCAUCUCGAGUAGCUUUGAAAUAAACCAGAAUAACAAAAGGGCUCUCCUUUUCAAUUUUUGGGGGCUGCUGAGAUCGACAUGGAAAUGGGUUUUCUUUGUAGUGCAUAGACGAAUUGAUUCCAGCUCUCUUGCUUGAAUGGGACUUGAGAUCCUUCAUGUUCUUCGAUGAGCUAUUUGUUCUGUUGAGUGCUCAACUAAUGUGCAGGACUGAAAUGAAAUGUUCAGAAGCGAUUUGAUUUAUGCUGUUACUAAAAUUUCUAGUGUAGCGGAUAAUUGGUAGGGGAUAUGAACGAUUGAUCUUCUGAAUCGGCAACCGUUUCUAUCGAAUCAGCAACAUUGUUGAAAUGGGACUCUACAGCUGUUUUAACUUCAAUGAGACAAUGACCCUUGUCAGAAAAACAGGGGAUAUGUUGCAGUUGUUCACUUUAAGAAGAUUCAGGUGAAGAAAAUUUGGUUUCUUUACUGUACUGAAUGUACUAGGUUCAAUGUUGACUCCCCUUUUCCUUAUUAGAUAAGGGUUGCGGAAUCUAUGACAUAUAUACUGUAAUGUACGCGAUUAUUGUUGCAUUUGUUGAUUUUGUAUGUCUAGUCUAGUUAAAGCUGAAUUCUCUAGUUGCGGAAAGGAUUUGUAUCCUUGGCAUGCAAGUGUUAAGCUUUUGUUGGUGAAAAACUUCAUUGUGUAACUAUGGAAACAUCUCAUUUCACUGCAGUUGGUGGUGGUGGAGGUGUUAUACAAGAUGGGGAAAGGGCGCAUCGAUAUGGAUGCAAUGACUCGUCGUCUGAAGAACCGUGAGAGGCAACGUAGAUACAGGGCACGCAAACGCCUUGAAGCAGAUAUGGACAACGGUUCAAGGGUGGUUAGCCGGCCCAUGCAUGUACAACCGGAGGCUAUAGUAGAAAACCGUCAAGAAAUGAGUUAUGUGUCUCGUGUUCAUUCGACUCGAAAAUGGAAGAAGGAUGCAAGAAGAAGACGAGCUCAAUUAGGUACUAGUUCUGCAGAUAAACGUGCUGCUGCUGUAAUCUCUGAUCUGGCCACCUCAAAUAAUGGAAUUUCAGCACAGCCAAUUUCGACAUCUGAUUUUCAAAUGGCAAGCAAUGGACUCAACAAGCCGAAGCUUGGUCGAAGAAACUGGAAGGCCGAAGCGAGGAACAAGAAGUGAUAAAGAGCGAGCAUGCAGCAUCAGACUUGUCUGUUGUAUAAUGACAGUGUCGAACUGUGAAGUUUGCUAAUGGCGCGAUGUGUAUUGAUCGAUAUAUAUCGUAGUUGGGAAUGGUUUGCAUAUGAGAUAGAAACUCUUGUUUUUUUUAACUGUGCAAUGUGGUAAGUUCUUGCAGGUUGCAGGAUAAUAGAUAUCAGAAGGCAAUGUUAUGCUCUCACCCGAUUCCUUAUAGCUUCACAUGUCAGUUGUUAGGUUCGUGGUUCUGUUGAUUCGACUUGUUGAUACUGUUGUGGGUUGAUUAUUAAUAAGAACUCUUUUCAUUAUUAAUUUGGGGGAAACAGCUCGCUGAUAAGACCAUACGGGUCGUUUGGAUGCAUCAUUUUGGUUCUAUGGUAUUUCGAAUCCAAAUGAUGCAUUAUUUUGCUAUGUGGCAUUUCAUGUGGUAUUUCAUUUUGAAAUGUGGCAAUUGGUGUAAUUGUCUUGUUUGGAUAAAACAUUCAAAUAUUGUGGUAUUUUUUUUCUCUCUUCCUGUCCCGUGUCAGUUUCGUGUCUUUUCGCUCCUUGGAGCUUUCAUGGAGCUGCCCAUUUGUGGCAUAACAAGCUCUUUUAUCGGGAGUCCAGCUGCAUACGGGCUACCGUUCUUUAUUAUUAUAUAUUUUGUAUUCCUGUUGUCCGGCCAUGCCCGAGGGGCUUAUCUUGGAUAAAAAAAAAAAAAAGAAGGGAUGAAGUGGAAAAAGAAGUUGGGAGAUGAGGUAUUUGAAAUAACUAGGGGGUGGGUAGGUAUUUCAAAUAACUCACAAUGAGUUAUUUCAAUGGACUCAUGGACAAAAUACCACAUUCUACUUUAUUUUUGCCAAACGAGUUAUUUUGAUUGAAAUACCUCAUUCUGAGUUAUUUCGACCAAAUUACCUCAUCAAAAUAUUGCAUCCAAACGACCCGAUAGUGAUUUGUAGUCGUCACUCCCUGCGUUAUAUCUCUUCUGAUGUUGCGAGUUACAGCAGGUAAUCCAUGGGGAAACAAUGUUAAUUGAUGAUUCACAUAACUUAAUUCAUAUACAUUGCUCAAAUUUAAUUCAUGAUUAUUCACCAAAAGGAAGUUAAUUGGUGAUUCACACGAGUCAAUUCAUAUACAUGUAAUUAAGGGUCAUACAACAAUACAUCAAUAAAGACAGCCUGGAAAUGGUUUUGUGACUUCUGGUCUCGGUUUUUCUUCUCCAGUUCUCUGAUCCAAAAGACUUUUCUUCUCUUCAGUGGCAAAUAAUUUCUAAUCAACCACAAAAUUAACAAAUUCAUGAGGUAGACAUGUAUGAUUCAUGUACCACAGCAUAAUCUAUCAGGUUUAAUCUAUUUUUUUCGAUAGGAAUUUCAUGUCAUUUUUUGUAAUUCUGAAUAAGGACUCAUGUCAAACUUGAAAGGAAAUCAUUAUCAUGUCAAUGAGAGAAGAAAAAAAACUAUAUAUCCAUUAGACUUUAAACAACAACAUUAAAAAUAUGUUUGUGAUGACUGAUAACUAUGAUUUCCAUCAAUAAUCACAUGAAAUUACCAACAAAUGUGAUAGAAACGUGAUUAACGAUAGUGAAAAUUAAUAAAUUAUCAUGUGAGUUUGAUGAUCGCAAAUCCUAUUUUGAAAGAUGAAUAGCCCCAUAAACAUAAUAAUUAAAUAGAUUAGGUUGAGCAUUUAUCUGUAAUCACAAUUCUAAUUGGUAAUUCUUACCGGCUGCUCUCAAAUUCUCGAAACUCCAAUCCCUUCUCAUCCCAGAGCUCCUUAUCAAUUUGGGCUCGACACCAUCUGAAUUGAAAGUAAUGGUUGCACUGUUAUUCACUCGUCGAGAAUUUUUCUUCACCAUCUUAGGAAUUUUCUCAUACUCUCGUUCUGAGUCCGUCCUCGUCAAAGAUUGGCAAGUCAGACAAUUCAAACUCAUAUUUGCUAAUGAACAAAGAGGAGAAAAUAUUAUAAUUAGUUGGCCCUAGAGAACUUUUCGUUCCCACUCUCUAAAGUUUGAUCAUGAUUCACAAAUCUUCUUCCCCAAGAAAUUGAACAAUGAUUAAGUUCUUUAAUUUUCUUGGGGAAUUUGAUUUGAAGGGGAAAUCAAAAUUUUGAGAGAGAUCAUACACAACCUCUUUCUUCCUCCAUGGAAGAGUGGGUAUCACAAUUUAAAGGCAAUUUGGAAAGGUCAAUCUAGGGUUAAAAACAGAAGUGGUAAGUUUGAAAUUUGUUAUUUGGCAAUCUUUUUACCGUAUUUUGAAAUUGUUUUACUUUGUUGGUCUUUUAGUUUUUGCCAAUAAAAUUUGGUUUUAGUU